This is a messenger RNA of Ramularia collo-cygni, 180 nucleotides long. RefSeq lists its product as uncharacterized. Lineage: Eukaryota; Fungi; Ascomycota; Dothideomycetes; Mycosphaerellales; Mycosphaerellaceae. Bases 1 to 180 code for a protein of 59 amino acids. The transcript has 4 exons. The record is from RefSeq and is a predicted model, not a curated record.
AUGAUGUCCACAUCGUGGCAACAACGUCCURGGUUCCCUAGUCUAGCGGUUAUGACGUUUCCUUUACACGGAAAAGGUCGCGAUUUCGAUCAUCGCGGGAACCUCAAAAGAUUUGAGUUUUUUUGGCUCCUUGGAGAUUUUCUUUUGCCUCUGUAUAGCGGGAUACAAAAUAUAACUUAG